This is a messenger RNA of Somion occarium, 3260 nucleotides long. NCBI's taxonomy places the organism in Eukaryota, Fungi, Basidiomycota, Agaricomycetes, Polyporales, Cerrenaceae. The record is from the annotation of a GenBank genome assembly.
CUCUCUUCCUAUUGCCUGUAACAUGUUCCAUGCAGUACGGGAUCGAAGUCGUGGCUUAGGAGGCAGGUCAGAGGGGAUUUCUACCAUGUGUUCAUCACGCAUGCGGAGAUCAUAAGUACGCGUCAAUCAGGUGUCCUAGAUCUGUCGCUAUUCAGAGGAGCUGUACACGCUGCUUCAUGCAUCAUGUACUAUGCAUGUACGACGUCCGAGAGUGUACCAACUUUAUCGUCAUUCGCAGUUUUUCUAGCCAGGACUCUCUAUAAGUAUGUCAAGGUGUCCCCUUGUCUCGAAAAUACUGUAGAAGGCAUUUUGAAUGCUUUUUAUGCCUGCUCGGACACUUGAACAUCAACUAUAUCCCUUUCUGCAUUCACCCUGGCUCAAUAUUCGCUCUGGACACCUCUAUGAUCUAGAGUCGCUUGAAGAAGCUCUAGAAGCAUCGUGUACCCUCUCUAUAUACGUCUCUAUGCCCUCUGCACAGCCGCUUUCUGGAGGUUUCUCCUGGCAUCCUCCUUCUAUCUCUCUCAACUUCCCUGCUUUGAAAUGAGAUACUGUUGUGGUAGUUUCUAUCAGACAGAAUCAACUAUAUAUUACAUGAGGCAUACAAUGAGGUAGCUAUAUUGUAAUACAUGUGAUCUACAAAAAGAAGCAAGUGAAAAAGCGAAGGAAUAAGUGAGAUAAUGAGCUCGCUGUGGCGCGCGAUGAAGACAAAGGCGGGACGAUGGAAGCGCCGGCGGGAUGAAUGAGAUCGAUCAUUUGUCUCUCUCGUUCAACAAGACAACGUCGGUCUUGCUGCCAGCUGCUGCCUUCAUUCGUUGCAAUGUCAACCCUUCACCUUGAAGAAUGCCACCUUAAUCCACUUGGACUUGAGUCCGUUCGAGAGCUUUUUCAGCGCCAUAUGCCACAGUAUGACCGGUACAAGGCUCAGUAUGAUCAAGCUGCUCUAGCCUUCCUCCUCCACGGAAAACACAAGGAUGGAAGUCAUAAAACAGCUCCUGAUGCAUUCCAUUCAGACUGGCGGAUUGCGAGGGAACAUGUACCCUCAGGUACGGAAGGCCAGGCAAUUCGGGCGAAGUUCAAGGACGAGCUUAUGGAACUUGUGUUUGAUUCUACCACAGCAUGGGAUCGUAUCACUGGCGGAACUGCCAUCCUUGUCCAUAUUGAUGGAACGCUUGAACCGGAUGCUCCGGUGUCUCCUCAAUACGUCAAGGCUCACGUUUACCUCAAUCCUGGCCUGCUGGAUGACAUACCAGAAAUCACCCCAGCCGUUGCGCGUAUCGUUCAGUUGUUUAUCGAAGACAUCGGACUUCCUGUGAUCAGAAGAUGGUUUCGCGCAUUCAAGAAGGAAGGCUUCUCACUUACCAAGUGCUCCACUCGAGUAAUCCGUAUCCCAUCGUCCAUUCCACUCAUUCCAAAGCCCGUCCCUCGGGGCUCAACUCAUCACGUCUUUAGGGGUCAUGCGACUGGGGUGCUGGACACUAGGCUUGUGGGCCUCUCUGCAGUAACAGGAGGCAUUCAUUCCGAAGUCGCUCUGGCCGAUGACGCAGAAUUUAGAGAGCUUCAAGCUCGUUUAGAUCAGAUGUCGGUGGAAUACACAGAGAAGGUGGAGGUGUUGGAGGAGGCGUUGCAUUUGGAAACGUCCGAACACCAUGACCUUGUGGCAAUUCUCAACUACAAGAUCGACCACCUCAAGGACACAUUGGCAGACCGUGAUGGGCUGAUACAAGAGCUGCGCUCAGCUCUUCGUCAAUAUGCGCAUCCUACGAUGACAUCUUUGCAAUCUGCUCCAUUGGCUCAUUCUAACGACACUGUGAAUGGUCCCUCGAGGUCUCUCAUACUUCCAAUGGACACUACGACAGAUAUUCACUAUGGCCCUGCCAUCGCCGCAAUACCAAUUCCACGCCCUGCCAUCAAGCGUAAAAAGCCUGCACCUAUCGACUCGGAGAAACGCAAGGAGAUCAAAACACGUCGUGAUGAGAAAAAGAAGGAGGUCGAUGAGCAGAUCGCCACCUGGUUCCAACAGACGGUUGCAUUAGCAAGCACAAUGGCGGAAAAAUAUGGCCAGACGACGCAGCACUAUCUUCGACUCUUUUUCUUCGGCGCUGAAAGUCAUGCGAAGAAACGACAGCCAUCUGCCUAUAAUGCAUACAUCAGUGCAAUGGCGGCGGACACAAAUUCAGAUGCAGCCGCUGGGAGUGCAUCGUCUUUGAUCAACGUUCAAUCAGAUCAUCGAGAGGCAUACUAUGAGCUAACACAGGAAGAGAAGGAUGAGUUUGUCGCGGAGCUACUGCAGAAGCGCGAAACGGAGCAGAAAGGUUCCCGCCCCAAUCAACGAUCUCGCAUUCAAGAUGCCAGUGCGGUGCUAAGGCUUAUUGAACAGGAGCUUCUUGGUUUAAAGCACAGGGUAGGAAUCGAAGGCUUUUUUUGCGUCGUGAAGAACAACACCGAAUUCAAUAUGGGACCUCAGUGGUUCUUCACCGAUCAGGAGAUAGAACGAUACCUGAGCAUUUCCGUACGGAAAGGGUGGGAUACAGGAUACAUUGGCGCCAUUGCAGAAGCAUUUGCGGUUGCUGGAUGUGAUACAAUGAAAACUCUCACGAAUGCGAAGCAGAAGGCGACUUAUCUCAUGACAUCAAUCCAGGAUGAGAUCCAACAAAAGCUCACUGACAUUACCGGUAACAAGGAUUCCCAAAUGAAGUACGUCAACUACGAGAGGGAUAUCGUUCAGCGCUAUGGGAUCGAGCUGCAAGGAUGGACUCAUUCAGAGUGGACCACACCGCGGAAGAUGAGCACUAGUCUCCCCCCUUUAGAGACCUUGCUCCAUGCGCUGCGGACCGAUCAGUGCAGAUUCGUCAAGCUCACCAAAGCGCAGUUAGAUGCGCGUGAGAAACCUGUUGAAAAGCCGAGAAAGAAGCGUGAGGACUCUGGAAAGAAACGCAAGAAGCACGCAUCCGCUGCGGACGGUGGUGACGAUGGUGGUGAGGAGGACGAUGCCGAACCGGACGUUGAAGAAGCUACUCGACCCGCUCCUAAGAAGAAGCGUCGUAGCAAGGCCCAAAAGACUACUGACACUGCGAGCGGCGACAAUGAGUAGCACAAGAUACAGGCCAUACUCCGUCUAUAUACCUACUACAGUAGUCAUGUUUACUUAGACUUAUACCCGCUCUAUUCAAUGUUAACACUCUGGCUGCUAUCCACUCUCUGAUUGGCUGUAUACACUCUAUAUGGUAUUAUAAGAGCCAAAAGAAAGGCUAUUACCUAUA